This is a messenger RNA of Vollenhovia emeryi, 1231 nucleotides long. RefSeq names its product outer dense fiber protein 3-like. The record is from RefSeq and is a predicted model, not a curated record. The transcript has 4 exons. Lineage: Eukaryota; Metazoa; Arthropoda; Insecta; Hymenoptera; Formicidae. Bases 127 to 849 code for a protein of 240 amino acids.
UGUUUUAUUACCAAUUUCAUGAAGAUCAUCAUGUCAUAAGUUUUAAUAUUAUCCUUUAAACUCGUAUUUAUAGGUCUUUACGUUUUAUUGCGUUUUUUUUUACAUACAAUUAAACCGACAGUAAAAAUGGAGGCCAGAGAAAAACCAAGAGUGCUAAGUUGUACCAUAAAAGGUCCCGGCCCAGUUUACAAAUUGCCAACGUUAAUUGGCUACAACAACCACGAUCCGUCUCGGCAUAGAGGUCCAGCAUAUAGUAUACGAGCUCCAACUGGUAUCAAGACUUAUGUGAUGGGGCCUGGUCCUCAUUAUGAUAUCAGAAAUUUAACAAAAUCUGGACCAGACAACCCACCAGCUUAUACAAUCAGAGGAAGGAAAGUAUGGAGCUUGCGUGACCACGCUCCUGGACCCGGAGCCUACUCUCCCGAGUUGUGUCCACCGAUGAAUCACAAUCGUAGAGCACCAGCUUACAGUAUCAAGUCACGAGGGAUAACCAAGUUUCUAGACGAAGGGCCUGGACCGAAUUCGUACCUUUUGCCAACAUGCAUAGGGCCCAGAGUGCCCGAUAAAUCAGCUCAGGGCGCAUUUUCUAUCAUUGGUCAUCGCAAGACACGCGAAGAAAUUGUUGGCCCAGGCCCGGCCGCAUAUAUCAAAAUAAACUAUGAUACAAUAAAACGACGGAGUCCGGCGUACAGUCUAAAGGGAAGACACAUUUUAGAAAAUAUUUAUCACAGUCCGGCACCGAUCUUUUAUCCAUUAUACGAUACGCGAAAACGUUCGCCUAUGUAUUCGUUUGGUAUAAAGCAUAGCGAAUGCACCGGAAUACCCAUGACACAACUGGACGAGGAAUGAUUUUAUAAUUAAAAAUUGUAUAUAGAUAUUUUUAAUAUUUAUGCAAUAAAUCUCUGUUGCUGCAAGGUUUAGCGCAUCACGUACAUAUCACGCUAUAUUGUAUUAUACUAUAUUGCAUUGCAUUACACGUACGCGCACACUCAUAGGUAAUAUAUUUUAAGUGAAACAGGACCAACAUAAAUCUAAUCAAACACGAAUAAUUAUAAUAUUUUAUUUUCGGUUAGAGCUGGAUCUUUUCGUAGUCUGACAUAUAAUUCUGUAAACAUUUUACGUACACAUAAAAAAUAAAUAAAUCUGAAAUAUAAAUACAGUGCGAGUUACUAGCACAGUUUAUUUGUUAUAAAUGAAAAAAAUCUCAUAUAUGUCUCAGUCAUGUAAUAUC